CCCAAACAUCAGCAUGACCAGCCAGUCCCAGGGAAUCCAGCAGCUUUUACAGGCAGAAAAACGUGCCAAAGACAAACUAGAAGAAGCCAAAAAGAGAAAGGGAAAGAGAUUGAAGCAAGCCAAAGAAGAAGCCAUAGCAGAGAUAGACCACUAUAGGUUACAGAGGGAGAGGGAAUUCAGGCACAAACAAUCUAAUAUAAUGGGAUCCCAAGGUAACCUCUCCACUAAAAUAGAAGAGCAAACAACAGAAAAAAUCCGAGACAUCACCAAUAGCUUCCACAAGUACAUGGAAAACGUAAUGAAACAACUUUUGAACAUGGUAUAUGACAUCAAGCCUGAAAUCCACCCAAACUACAGAGACACAGUUUAAAUCCCAUUGAUGUGUGCAUGUAUCAACAGAAGGCACACUGUUUUCCUAGUAACCCAAAUCAUCAUCUCCUUUAUGGGAUUGUCUGUAUGUGAAAGAGAAAUACUAAGCCCAAAGCACACUGCCACACACAAUGUUUUUGGGGGGAUAAAAUUCUACGAGGUUUCACAAGCAUUUGGUGGAAUGGAUUUGUUUUUCCUAUUGAUAGCUAUUACCCUGUCAUUUAAAUAGUAGAAAGCCGACAACAGCAGAAUAAGUGAUUAUUUGACACUGACAGCUUUUUAGUGGGUGUCUUUAUUUCUUUUCUUAUAUAAAAUGUUCUGUACUACUUGGUGUGUUGCAUGAAAUCAUUUGUCCCAAUCUUUAGUACACUUAAAAUGAUCAGAUAUGUGAUAAUGUUUCAUUUUACUUAAAAUGAAAGAACUUCUCUCUUGUUUUGAGCAAAUGGACUGUGUUGGUUAUAGGGAUUAUAGGAGCAAACUCUUUCAGUUUCCUGUAUGCAUUUGCAAUGACCUGUCUAGAAUAAUGAGACAGACAAGGUGGGUGACCAACACAACUACAACAACGCUACAUGCAAUAACAUAGGUCAUAUUUCCACAGUGGUGGCUCUUCGUAAUUUGUGAAGUGUAAAUGCACAAUAUAGUUCUGGCUGAUUUUAUAUAUUUACCUGCCCAUGCCACUCUCAAAGAAUUGUCCUACUGUUAAAUUGCACCAUAUACCCUACAGGUUUUACUUUA
Molecule: messenger RNA, 1104 nt
Organism: Trachemys scripta elegans
Lineage: Eukaryota; Metazoa; Chordata; Testudines; Emydidae
Gene: ATP6V1G3
Product: ATPase H+ transporting V1 subunit G3
Exons: 3
Coding region: 14-370 (118 amino acids)
Biological process (GO): proton transmembrane transport
Cellular component (GO): vacuolar proton-transporting V-type ATPase complex
Molecular function (GO): proton-transporting ATPase activity, rotational mechanism
Source: RefSeq, a predicted model, not a curated record